Molecule: messenger RNA, 1539 nt
Organism: Schistocerca nitens (vagrant locust)
Lineage: Eukaryota; Metazoa; Arthropoda; Insecta; Orthoptera; Acrididae
Product: zinc finger protein 595-like
Exons: 1
Coding region: 1-1539 (512 amino acids)
Cellular component (GO): nucleus
Source: RefSeq, a predicted model, not a curated record
AUGUAUAGAGAAAGCUUAUCUUUUCUGUUGCAGGAUCUUUCUCCCUUAGAUGCGAGAUAUGGAUCUCCUUGUGUGAUAACAGGGUCACGGCAACUGGGAUCUGAUAUUCAGAUAAGUAACCACACCAGAUCCUCUACACCCUUCCAGUUUCCAUUUUCUCCAUUUGCUGCUGGCUUUCCAAGUAGUUUUGGUGCUGGCUUCCCUGAUAUGGGCAUGGAUGCUUUAAGUCGGCAAAACUGCUCAAUACUGAAUCUCCUCCACCAACAGAGCUUGCUCGCUUCACCAGUAUCGGAAGAUGGUGGACGAUCCCCAUUUGGAACAGUUGGCUCUGGUAUUUUCAGAUGCUCAGUCUGUUUGGCUUCCUUCCCUUCAUCUUGGCUCCUGGAACAACAUUCUGAUUUGCAGCACUCUGUACCAUCUCAAGCUGAAGAUACAGAAAGUGAAGAGAAACCUUUCAAAUGUGAUCAGUGUGGACAGAGCUACAGAUAUCGAUCUGCUUAUUUGAAGCAUAGAGAACAAAACCACAGAGCUCGCUUACCAGCAGACAAGCUCUUCACUUGUGAUGUCUGUGGAAUGCAGUUUCGAUACUUGAAGUCUUUCAAGAAACAUCGUCUUAACCAUGCUCUGGAAAAGUUACACUCUAAGUCUCCUUCAGAAUUUGACAUAUUUACACGUACUAUCAGAAAUAAUGGAAUGCUUGGGGAUCUUCUCGGAGAGAGAGCACUUCGAAAUAGCAGUGUACCUGAAUCUGCGACAGAUUACAGUGGAAAGAUAUUUCCAUUCAUGCAUAAAGGAAAUGAAUCAAACAGUGACAGUACUUUGAAUACAACUGUGACAUCGUCAGAUAAGGAUAUGGAAAAAUCUUCUGCAACACCUACUGCAAGUGCUCCAACUCCAGAAAGCAGCAGUGAACAAGUUUCAAGCUCAAAUGAGGCUGUUGUUCGAAACAUGUCUGAAGAAAAACCGGUCUUGAAUCCCAGUUAUGAGCGCAUACCUAGUGGAUCAUUAUCUAAACUGGGGGGUCAAAACUUGUACAGAUUUCCCCUCAGUGAUUAUUAUUAUGGUGGUAGUGCCAGCACAACAGAAGGAAGCUCAGUAGAAGAAAAGAAAGUGUUUAAAACAGAAAAGACAUCUGAGGCAGAACAAGAUGAAACAAUAGAUUCUAUGACAUUUGCACUGUCUAUGACAUCCAGUGGAAGUAAUACUUUCCGUUCAGCACACGAAGCUUCACUUAUCAAUUUACUUCGCAUGGAUGCUGCUGAAAGACAACGAGAACGUAGGUUUGCUUGCCCAUUUUGUGGCAAGUGUGUGCGAUCAAAGGAAAACCUGAAGUUGCAUGUCCGGAAACAUACUGGAGAGCGGCCAUUUGUGUGUCUAUUUUGUGGACGGGCAUUUGGGGGAAAGAGUGAUUUAACUCGUCAUCUUCGCAUACACACAGGUGAACGCCCCUACCAUUGUGAAAUGUGCGGAAAAUGCUUUGCGAGAGCUGACUAUUUAUCUAAGCAUCUGACCACACAUAUACAUAACUCCCAGCGAUGA